AUGGACAGCACAACUGAUACUCAAACAUCGAGUACUGCAGCAGUAGUUGUACUAAGAACGUUCUUCAUUGCGAUGAACGCCUUGGCCAUCGUUCUCGUCAAUAUAUUGAACAUUCUCAUUCUGAUCCGAGCCAGCAUCGGCUCGGAGCCUGCCCGGAUCUACAUUUCUUCCCUCGCACUGGCCGAUAUUCUUGUCGGUCUCUUGGCAUUUUGUAGCACCUUGCCGAGUGGUCACGAUGGGUUCCCGUUUGGAGUCGAGUUGUGCCAGGUUGCAGGAUCGCUUUUUGCCAUAGGGGUGAUGCUCAGCGUGACAUUCCUGGCUUUCAUCAGCGUGGACCGGCUCGUAGCUGUGACCAUGGCACUGAGAUACGAGCACCUUGUCACCCGUAAACGAGCUGCGGUUACGGCCAUUCUAGCUUGGACUGUAAUAUCAGGACUUAUGUUGAUUGCAAUAUUGCUCUGGCCGGAUAUCAUGGAUUACAACGAAGCCACAUUCUUCUGCGAGCCCAGGUUUGAAGAUGCGAAUUUUCCUCCCGUGAUGUUCAUAGGAAUCAUGACUUGGAUCUUGGGCUGCGACUUGACUAUGACGGUUACCUACGGACAUUUGUUCCGUGUGGCACACCGGCACUCGCGUCGCAUCGCGGCCCAGGAACUGGCCGUCACGGCCGCUGCCGUGCACGGCGGCGGACCCCCACGCCGGAGCCGUGUGAUACCCUGGAAGGACAUGAAGGCCGUGCGGAUGAGCUUGGCGGUCACACUGGCCUUCAACGUAGCGUGGGUUCCAACGAUCUGCCUGGACUUUUACAAGUUCACCAGGAAGACGAACGCUUCACCUGGAACCGAGUUUGCAAUCACUUGGCUCUCCGUGUCCAACAGUUGGUGGAAUUUUCUUAUCUACAGUGGAAUGAAUAAGCAGUUCAGAGAUGCUGUCAAGCACCUUGCAAAACAGACCUGGGCAAAAUGUAAAAGAGGGACGCCGGAGAGGCAACCACAGGACCGGAACUCCCCAGUCCAGGAAAUCCAACACAUUAGAGAAACCCGGCAUAGAGUGGUUUGGGAGGGCGGUGAGAGACACGUUGUGGGGGAAACCUCCUGCUAAAUCUUCCUGCUGAGACUACACUUGGGAGAGCAAGUCAGUGCACACAAUCUGACUUCACACAAAGUGGUAGGAAGACUACGGAAUCUUGACUUGAUCCACUGUACUGUGUGUGCGGAGAGGGAGUGUAGCCUAAUGUUGGGGUUGCAACUCAAAACAAGAUGAGUAUGGGUCAGAGAUUAGAAUCCAACAACUGGCAACGUGAUUGUGUCCUUGGGCAAUCCACUUUACCACUUUGCAGUUUUCUCCCAGGACAUGCAUACGCAGACUGAGACGUAUAUCCUAUCAAAGGUCUUUUCAUACCAAAUGAACUGGAGAUGAGCACCUGGUGAGACAUAUUGGUUGGGGACAGAUUGUAGUUAAGAAGGGACAGGUAGUUAUUUUAAGCAUGGUUUUAGUGUGGGAGGUUUUUUUUCGCCUGUAACAAACGGCGUUCAAGUAGUGCCUCGUGUUUGUUCCAACGUUGCAACAAUGUGUGUAUAUGAAGAACAAAACAGCACAAAUUACCGUAUGCCUCAAUCGCGAGUGGACAUACCAACGGGAGGAUGGCUUGAAAUAACAACGUGUACUGGGAUUCUUCAACUUUCGGACAGUUGGUCCAAAAAGACAACAGAUACUAUCCACAGCCGUUGAAGUAAGGUACAAAGAAAAGAUGCCUCCGAAGCUACCAACUGUUUUUGGAAGGCUGUUUAAAAGUCGUGAGAAAAUUCUUGCAAUGAGGUACAUUCGUUGUAUACUGUCAUUUAACAGAAAAUGAGUAGAAGUCAAUUCAUAGCAAUUAGAAAUGUAGUCCAACCGGUAAACUAGAACGGAUAUA
Molecule: messenger RNA, 1912 nt
Organism: Acanthaster planci (crown-of-thorns starfish)
Lineage: Eukaryota; Metazoa; Echinodermata; Asteroidea; Valvatida; Acanthasteridae
Product: beta-4C adrenergic receptor-like
Biological process (GO): G protein-coupled receptor signaling pathway
Cellular component (GO): membrane
Molecular function (GO): G protein-coupled receptor activity
Source: RefSeq, a predicted model, not a curated record